Molecule: messenger RNA, 498 nt
Organism: Diorhabda carinulata
Lineage: Eukaryota; Metazoa; Arthropoda; Insecta; Coleoptera; Chrysomelidae
Product: procathepsin L-like
Exons: 2
Coding region: 131-457 (108 amino acids)
Source: RefSeq, a predicted model, not a curated record
UUCAUAUUAAACGGUAUACAAAUGAUAAUCAGAUAAUUUGAUUAAUCUAUUAUGCGUUGCAGCUUUUACACUAAAGCGCAUGAGCAGAUUGCUAUUACUUAUAUAUAAGUAAUUCCCAACAUUCGUAUCGAUGAUUAUUAUCUAUAACAACGAUAUAAUAAACAAGAGAAUGUUUAAGGUAGUUUUGUUUGCUUUAUUUGUGAUAGCUGUUGUUGCAGCUAAUGAGACCGCAGAAGAUCAAUGGAAAAAAUUCAAGAAAGAUCACAAUAGAAAUUUCGGCGCCGAAGAAGAUGCUAAGAGAUUCGAAAUCUUCAAAAAAAAUUUAGAAAAAAUCGAAGCUCAUAACAAGCUCUACGACGAAGGUAAAAGUACUUAUCAAAUGGGAAUCAACGAUUUUACCGACAUGACAGAAGAGGAGUUUGCCAUCCGUAAUGGAUUGAGACGUCCUCAGCAAUAGUUUAAAUAUAAGGUCAAAUAAAUGUAAAUGGAAACAUAAAA